Molecule: messenger RNA, 6437 nt
Organism: Xyrauchen texanus (razorback sucker)
Lineage: Eukaryota; Metazoa; Chordata; Actinopteri; Cypriniformes; Catostomidae
Exons: 22
Coding region: 165-3377 (1070 amino acids)
Biological process (GO): phosphatidylinositol-3-phosphate biosynthetic process; cell migration; phosphatidylinositol 3-kinase/protein kinase B signal transduction
Cellular component (GO): phosphatidylinositol 3-kinase complex, class IA; cytoplasm; phosphatidylinositol 3-kinase complex, class IB
Molecular function (GO): 1-phosphatidylinositol-3-kinase activity; 1-phosphatidylinositol-4-phosphate 3-kinase activity
Source: RefSeq, a predicted model, not a curated record
CUCCGGUAACGGGACAAAGAUGUUCUGACAGCGGCGGAGGGGCGGAUAUUGACGGGCGGUGAUGAUGAUGAUGAUGAUGAUGAUGAUGAAGAUGAUCGUGAUGCAAGUGUGAAAGUGACUUUAUGCGCAGGUGCUGAGUGUGAGUGUGUGUGUUAGGGGACAGCAUGGCUCCCCGACCGUCAUCAGGAGAGUUAUGGGGGCUUCACCUGAUGCCUCCUCGUAUCCUGGUGGACUGCUGUCUGCCCAACGGCAUCCUGGUCAGUCUGGAGUGUUUGAGAGAAGCUCCACUGACCAGCAUUAAACAACAACUGUUCAGUGAGGCCCGGAAAUACCCCCUCUACCACCUGCUACAGGAGGAGUCGUGUUACAUCUUCGUGGGCGUCACACAGGAAGCAGAGAGGGAGGAGUUCUACGAUGAAACACGACGGCUGUGCGACCUUCGACUCUUUCACCCCAUCCUAAAGGUCAUCGAGCCACUGGGCAACCGAGAAGAAAAGAUACUCAACAGAGAGAUCGGUUUUGCCAUUGGAAUGCCCAUCUGUGAAUUUGAGCUGGUGAAGGAUCCGGAAGUUCAGGAGUUCCGCCGGAACAUUCUGAGCGUGUGCAGAGAGGCGGUGGAGGAGCGCGAGGGUGGCGGUGCGCACACACAAGCUCUGUACGUGUACCCGCCUAACGUAGAGUCAUCACCUGACCUGCCGCAACACAUCUACAGCAAACUCGACAAAGGUCGUUUGAUCGUGACCAUCUGGGUGAUUGUGUCUCCGUCAAACUCAAAGCAAAAGUACACACUAAAGAUCGCUCACGAUUCUCUCCCGGAGCAGCUGAUCGCUGAAGCCAUCCGUAAGAAAACACGCAGCAUGCAUCUGUCUGCGCAGCAGCUGCGACUGUGUGUGCAGGAGUAUCAGGGCCAGUACAUCCUGAAAGUGUGCGGAUGUGACGAGUAUUUCCUGGAGAAAUACCCCCUCAGCCAGUACAAGUACAUCAGGAGUUGUAUCACACUGACUCGUCUGCCGCACCUUAUGCUGGUCAGUAAGGACAGUCUGUACAGUCAGCUUCCCUCCAGUGGAUUCAUGGCUCCGUCAUACAGCCGACGCACACCGCAGCCCAGCCCCUGUCCCGGCGGAGGAGACCCCGGAUCCCCGCGCUCGCUCUGGGCCUUUAACGCACACCUGAGAGUACGAGUGCUGUGUGCCACAUACGUCAAUGUCAACAUCAGAGACAUCGACAAGAUCUAUGUCAGGACAGGUAUAUAUCAUGGAGGAGAACCGCUGUGUGACAAUGUCAAUACACAAAGAGUACCCUGCUCAAACCCCAGGUGGAACGAGUGGCUGUCGUACGACAUCUUUCUGACAGAUGUUCCCCGAUCUGCUCGUCUCUGUCUGUCCAUCUGUUCUGUCAAGGGUCGCAAGGGUGCCAAAGAGGAGCACUGUCCACUGGCAUGGGGAAACAUCAAUCUGUUUGAUUUUAAAGACACUCUGGUGAGUGGUAAAGUGGCUCUGGGUUUGUGGCCGGUUCCUCAUGGACUGGAGGAUCUUCUCAACCCGAUCGGAGUGUCGGGAUCAAACCCAAACAAGGAGACGCCAUGUGUUGAACUCGAGUUUCCCUGGUUUAAUCAGACAGUCGUGUUUCCUGAUGAACAACAGAUCGAGGAACAUGCCAACUGGAGCAUCUCACGAGAGCUGGGAUACAGCUACUGUCUGGGACUGAGCAGUCGUCUGGCGUGUGACAGCAGCAUAUCUCAGUCAGAUGCGGAGCAGCUGCGCGCACUGUGCAGUCGAGACCCGCUGUAUGAACUCUCCGAACAAGAGAAGGACUUCCUGUGGAGACACCGGCAUUACUGCGUAAAUAUUCCCGAAAGCCUUCCCAAGCUCCUGCUGUCCGUCAAAUGGAACUCCAGAGAUGAAGUGUCACAGAUCUACUGUCUGUUGAAGGAUUGGCCGUUGAUGCAGCCUGAAUCGGCUCUGGAGUUGCUGGACUGUAAUUUUCCAGAUCCGAUGGUUCGUGAGUUUGCGCUGCGCUGCCUCAUUCAGGGACUGACAGACGACAAACUCAGUCAAUACCUGCUGCAGCUCGUACAGGUGUUGAAAUACGAGAUGUAUUUGGACAAUCCAUUGGCUCGGUUCCUGAUCAAGAAAGCUUUGACCAAUCAGAAGAUCGGACAUUUCUUCUUCUGGCAUCUGAAGUCUGAGAUGCAUAAUAAGACGGUGUCUCGGCGGUUCGGGCUGCUGUUGGAGGCGUUUUGUCGUGCAUGUGGCAUGUACCUGAAACACCUGAACAGACAGGUGGAGGCCAUGGACAAACUAGUGAACCUCACCGACACACUCAAACAAGAGAAGAAAGAUGAGACGCAGAAGACACAGAUGAAGUUCCUGGUGGAGCACAUGUCCCGCCCAGAUUACAUGGACGCACUGCAGGGUUUUGUUUCCCCUCUGAACCCUGUACACCAGCUCGGAAACCUCCGGUUAGAGGAGUGUCGGAUCAUGUCUUCAGCGAAACGUCCGCUCUGGUUGAACUGGGAGAAUCCAGAUAUCAUGAGUGAACUGCUCUUCACAAACAAUGAGAUCAUCUUUAAAAAUGGAGAUGAUCUACGGCAAGACAUGCUGACACUCCAGAUUAUAAAGAUCAUGGAGAAUAUCUGGCAGAAUCAGGGACUGGACCUGCGAAUGCUCCCAUAUGGCUGUCUCUCUAUAGGUGACUGUGUGGGCCUCAUUGAGGUGGUGAAGAAUUCUCACACCAUCAUGCAGAUUCAAUGUAAAGGAGGACUGAAGGGGGCGCUACAGUUCAACAGCAACACACUGCAUCACUGGAUCAAAGAGAAGAACAAGGGAGAGGCUUAUGACAGAGCAAUUGAUUUAUUCACCCGAUCUUGUGCUGGAUACUGUGUGGCAACAUUUAUCCUGGGCAUCGGAGAUAGACACAACAGCAACAUCAUGGUGAAAGAGAAUGGACAGUUGUUUCAUAUAGAUUUCGGUCACUUCCUGGAUCAUAAGAAGAAGAAGUUUGGUUAUAAACGAGAGCGAGUGCCAUUUGUGCUCACACAAGACUUCCUGAUCGUCAUCAGUAAAGGAAUUCAGGAGUGUACAAAGACCAAAGAGUUUGAGAGGUUUCAGGAGAUGUGUUAUAAAGCGUAUCUUGCCAUCCGUCAGCACGCCAGUCUCUUCAUCAAUCUCUUCUCUCUGUUGUUGGGAUGUGGGAUGCCGGAGCUUCAGAGUUUUGAUGACAUCGCGUAUCUGCGGAAAACUCUGGCGCUGGAGAAAAACCAGCAGGACGCGCUGGAAUACUUUACCAAACAAAUGAAUGACGCUCAUCAUGGAGGCUGGACCACGAAGAUGGACUGGAUCUUCCACACCAUCAGACACAUGCCAAACGAACACUAAAACACACACACUCACACACACACACACACACACACACACACACACACAUACCAUCAGACACAUGCCAAACGAACACUAAAACAAACACACUCACACACACACACACACACACACAUACCAUCAGACACAUGCCAAACGAACACUAAAACACACACACUCACACACACACACACACACAUACCAUCAGACACAUGCCAAACGAACACUAAAACACACACACACACACAAACACACACUCACACACACACAUACCAUCAGACACAUGCCAAACGAACACUAAAACACACACACACAAACACACACUCACACACACACAUACCAUCAGACACAUGCCAAACGAACACUAAAACACACACACUCACACACACACACACUCACACACACACAUACCAUCAGACACAUGCCAAACGAACACUAAAACACACACACUCACACACACACACAUACACACACACACACACACAUACCAUCAGACACAUGCCAAACGAACACUAAAACACACACACUCACACACACACACACACACAUACCAUCAGACACAUGCCAAACGAACACUAAAACACACACACACACAAACACACACUCACACACACACAUACCAUCAGACACAUGCCAAACGAACACUAAAACACACACACUCACACACACACACAUACACACACACACACACACAUACCAUCAGACACAUGCCAAACGAACACUAAAACACACACACUCACACACACACACACACACACACACACACAUACCAUCAGACACAUGCCAAACGAACACUAAAACACACACACACACACAAACACACACUCACACACACACAUACCAUCAGACACAUGCCAAACGAACACUAAAACACACACACACACACAAACACACACUCACACACACACAUACCAUCAGACACAUGCCAAACGAACACUAAAACACACACACACACACAAACACACACUCACACACACACAUACCAUCAGACACAUGCCAAACGAACACUAAAACACACACACACACACAAACACACACUCACACACACACAUACCAUCAGACACAUGCCAAACGAACACUAAAACACACACACACACAAACACACACUCACACACACACAUACCAUCAGACACAUGCCAAACGAACACUAAAACACACACACACACAAACACACACUCACACACACACAUACCAUCAGACACAUGCCAAACGAACACUAAAACACACACACACACACACACACACACUCACACACACACAUACCAUCAGACACAUGCCAAACGAACACUAAAACACACACACACACACAAACACACACUCACACACACACAUACCAUCAGACACAUGCCAAACGAACACUAAAACACACACACACACACACAAACACACACUCACACACACACAUACCAUCAGACACAUGCCAAACGAACACUAAAACACACACACACACACAAACACACACUCACACACACACAUACCAUCAGACACAUGCCAAACGAACACUAAAACACACACACACACACACAAACACACACUCACACACACACAUACCAUCAGACACAUGCCAAACGAACACUAAAACACACACACACAAACACACACACACACACACACAUACCAUCAGACACAUGCCAAACGAACACUAAAACACAAACACACACACAAACACACACUCACACACACACAUACCAUCAGACACAUGCCAAACGAACACUAAAACACACACACACACACAAACACACACUCACACACACACAUACCAUCAGACACAUGCCAAACGAACACUAAAACACACACACACACACACAAACACACACUCACACACACACAUACCAUCAGACACAUGCCAAACGAACACUAAAACACACACACACACACACAAACACACACUCACACACACAUACCAUCAGACACAUGCCAAACGAACACUAAAACACACACACACAAACACACACACACACACAUACCAUCAGACACAUGCCAAACGAACACUAAAACACACACACACACACAAACACACACUCACACACACACAUACCAUCAGACACAUGCCAAACGAACACUAAAACACACACACACAACACACACACACACACACACACACAUACCAUCAGACACAUGCCAAACGAACACUAAAACGCACACACACACACACACACACACACACUCACACACACACAUACCAUCAGACACAUGCCAAACGAACACUAAAACACACACACACACACAAACACACACUCACACACACACAUACCAUCAGACACAUGCCAAACGAACACUAAAACACACACACACACACAAACACACUCACACACACACAUACCAUCAGACACAUGCCAAACGAACACUAAAACACACACACACACACACACACACACACACACACAUACCAUCAGACACAUGCCAAACGAACACUAAAAUACACACACACACACACACACACCAUCAGACACAUGCCAAACGAACACUAAAACACACACACACACACACACACACACACACACACACACACACACAGAGAGACACACACACACACACACUCACACACAUACCAUCAGACACAUGCCAAAUGAACACUAAAACACACACACACACACACACUCAAACACACACACACACACCAUCAGACACAUGCCAAACGAACACUAAAACACACACAGAGACACACACACACUCACACACACACAGAGAGACACACACACACACACACUCACACACAUACCAUCAGACACAUGCCAAAUGAACACUAAAACACACACACACACACACACACACACUCACACACACACAUACCAUCAGACACAUGCCAAACGAACACUAAAACACACACAGAGACACACACACAUACUCACACAGAGACACACACACACUCACACAGAGACACACACACUCACACACACACACUCACACACAUACCAUCAGACACAUGCCAAACGAACACUAAAAUACACACACACACACACACACACACCAUCAGACACAUGCCAAACGAACACUAAAACACACACACACACACACACACACACACACACACACACAGAGAGACACACACACACACACACACACUCACACACACACACA